AUGGCCGUCAUGGAGACAAACGCAUCGCCGUACCUGCUGCGGUUGGUGGCAACGGUUGAGAUUGACUCGACGAGUCCGCAGCUUGUGCUCGAGUACAUGGACGGCGGCAACCUCACCUCGUACCUCGAGAAGCUGGCCAACGACCAAGCCGUGAUGGCGAGCUACUCGUCGCUCGAGGUGGCGUGGGUGGUGGCCAACGCUUUGAACGACCUCCACGCCAAGAACGUCGUUCAUCGCGACAUCAAGACCGACAACAUCCUCCUCUCGUCCAAGCACUACAUAAAAGUGGCGGACGUUGGCAUCGCCAAGAAGAAGACGACAUGUAUGACAACGGGCAGAGGCACGGACAAGUGGAUGGCCCCCGAGGUGCUGAGGUCGGGCAGCAGCUACGGCACGGCCGCCGACAUGUUCUCGUUUGGCGUCCUGCUCGAAAAACUCUUUCCAGGCAUGGCGAGCUACGCUGAGGCCGACGACGCGCCGUGGUAUGUGGCGCUGCAUGCGCAAUGCAAGGCGACCGAGCCAGGAAUGCGCCCGACGGCGGCCGACAUUGUCGAGCUCCUGCGUCCGGAACUGCAACGGUACGUUGUAAUGAUAGACAGUAUGUGA
Saprolegnia parasitica CBS 223.65 is the source of this 606-nucleotide messenger RNA. Its product is annotated as serine/threonine protein kinase. NCBI's taxonomy places the organism in Eukaryota, Oomycota, Saprolegniomycetes, Saprolegniales, Saprolegniaceae. The transcript is spliced from 2 exons. Gene Ontology annotation, biological process: protein phosphorylation. Gene Ontology annotation, molecular function: protein kinase activity; ATP binding. The coding region runs from base 1 to 606 and encodes 201 amino acids. The record is from RefSeq and is a predicted model, not a curated record.